This is a messenger RNA of Elgaria multicarinata webbii, 1911 nucleotides long. Its product is annotated as zinc finger protein RFP-like. Gene Ontology annotation, cellular component: cytoplasm. Lineage: Eukaryota; Metazoa; Chordata; Lepidosauria; Squamata; Anguidae. The transcript is spliced from 7 exons. The record is from RefSeq and is a predicted model, not a curated record. Gene Ontology annotation, molecular function: ubiquitin protein ligase activity; zinc ion binding; protein binding. The coding region runs from base 1 to 1911 and encodes 636 amino acids. Gene Ontology annotation, biological process: protein ubiquitination; innate immune response; regulation of gene expression.
AUGGCUGAUGAGAGCAUCCUGAAGAAGUUCCAGUUGCAAGCAACUUGUUCCAUGUGCUUGGAGUAUUUCGUUGAACCGGUGCUCCUCGAAUGUGGGCACAAUUUCUGCCAUCACUGCAUUGCGAAGUACUGGAAGGAAUUUAUAGCGAACAAAUAUUGCCCUUACUGCAAAGUAGUGGUCAAGUCCGGGAGUUUCUUUCCAAACAGACCCCUGGAAAACAUUUCUGUGUUGCUCAAACAGCUGAGAGAUCAGGCUAAAGAAGCAGAAGAAGGAGAGAAAGUGUGUGAGAUUCACCGGGCGCCCCUAGAAUCUUUCUGCAUGAGUGACAAAGGCCUGGUCUGCUUAUUAUGUAUCAAAUCUGUAGAGCACCAGGGUCACAGUGUGGUUCCUGUGGAGCAAGCAGCCCUAGAUUUCAAGGCAGACAGUGUGAAGCAAGACAUCAAGGCCAAGUUCAAAAAACUGCACCAGAUUCUGUUGCACCGUGAGGAGUUCCUGAUGGGCAAGAUCCAAGGCGUGGUGAAGAUGGUUGAAUGCAAAAAGGACUCGCACCUGAACAAGUUCUUCUGGGAAAUCUCCUCGGAUGCCUGGAUUAUGCGGAGGUUGAAACAGAAAUGUUGUCAGCCAACACAUCAGUGCCUGCAGGAUGUCAAACACACCUUAGACAGGUUUGGGAAGACUAGUACGUUUGAGUGUCCAGAGCCUUUUUCACCAAGGGACAAAUUGCCACUCUGGGAUCUGUUGGACAUCAAUGUUUCUUUGGGGCUGGCCAUGAAGCUAAUCAAAGACAUUCUAGAACCUGAAUUAGAACUGCAGGAAGUGACGUUGGAUCUGCAGACGGCUCAUCCCCGCCUCAUUCUGUCUGAGGACUGUAAAAGUGUGAGACUGGGAGACGAAUGUCAAGACCUGCCCAUGAACCCUGAGAGAUUUGAUGCGAGUUUCUUUGUGCUGGGAUGCGAGCAAUGCACUACCGGCAGGCGUUACUGGGACGUCGUUUUAGGAAGCAAGGGGGAUUGGGCUGUAGGGGUGGCCAGAAAGUCCAUGAGGAGGAAGGAACCAGUCAGCAUAAGUUCUAGGUCUGGGAUCUGGGCAAUUGGGAAGCAGGCGGAUCAGUAUGUAUUUUUCGACUCCCCUAACAGCAUUCAUCUGACCUUUAAAGGGGAGCUCACGAGAGUCCGGGUGUUUCUGAAUUGUGUCGGGAGGGUGGUGGCCUUCUUUGAUGGUGAGGGAGGAGAAGUGCUCCAUCAGACCAUGCUAACUGCCGCUCCCAAAGAGAUCUUCGUCCCCUUCUUUCACCUAGGCCUUAAAGCCGUCCUCUCGGUAAGGCUGCCGGAACCUACCAGGCCUCCAGCCUCUGCAUCCUUUACAGCCGUUCCAGAGCCGGGAAUCUCUGCGAACGUCCUCCAGUCCUUUUGCCACUCCGGCCGAGGGUCUGAAAUCCGCCGUUUUCCCUUGGGCCGGCGUGAGGGAGCCAUGGCUGCUGUGAACAUCUUGCAAAAGCUCCAGGAGAAAUUGACUUGUUCCAUCUGCUUGAAGGGUUUCUUAGACCCGGCGACCCUCGACUGCGGGCACAAUUUUUGCCACAGCUGCCUGGUGGGUUGCUGGGGGUGCAUUCCCACCCAAACCACCUGCCCUCAGUGUAAGGAGGUGCUCCCUCGGCCCAUCUUCACGCCCAACAGGCAGUUGGCCAACAUCGUGAUGCUCACCAAAGAGAUGAGCGAUCGGGCCAAGCGAAUGGCCAGCAGCAGUUAUUCCUGCGAGCAGCACCCGGAGGCAGUGACAUCUUUCUGCAAGGAUGACCUCACUCCCAUCUGCUCCAUAUGUGACCACGGUUUCCAGAACCACCAUGCGCACGACAUCAUCCCUGUGGCAGAAGCUGCCCAAACCCUGAAGGUGGGAACUCAGGCUUUAUAG